Hyalella azteca is the source of this 2255-nucleotide messenger RNA. RefSeq names its product profilin. NCBI's taxonomy places the organism in Eukaryota, Metazoa, Arthropoda, Malacostraca, Amphipoda, Hyalellidae. The transcript is spliced from 4 exons. Gene Ontology annotation, cellular component: cell cortex. Gene Ontology annotation, molecular function: actin monomer binding. The record is from RefSeq and is a predicted model, not a curated record. The coding region runs from base 108 to 488 and encodes 126 amino acids.
GCGGAGGGAUACACUUACACGCUGUCUGACAGGCCUCUCCCAUGCACGAAAGUGAUCCUCAUUAGUGAAUUUUAGUCCAGAAAACCUUAUCACUUUAAAUAAACACAAUGUCGUGGCAAACAUACAUAGACGAACAACUUAUGGGCUCUGGGCUUGUAGAGAAAGCAAUAAUUGCUGGACACGAUGGCACAUUAUGGGCCAAAAGUGAAAAUAUUUCCCCAUCACAAGAAGAGUUAUCUAAGCUGUCAUCAAGUUUUCCGGACCAAGCCCAGCUGGCCAUGACAGGGGUGGUGAUUGGUGGUGAGAAGUACUUCUACCUCUCCGGCACUGAUAGGGUGAUCCGCUGCAAGAAGGGCAAGUCAGGCGUGCACGCCAUGAAGACGCUGCAGGCUGUGCUGGUGGCCGUGUUCCGUGAGCCUGUCCAGCACCCUCAGGUGGCGGCUAUAGUCGAGAGUCUGGGGGAGUAUCUCAUCAACAUGAGCUACUAGUGCUGCUAGGGAGCAUGUGAGAGGGCUAGGUUUUGUACUACUUCCCUUACCACCAAACUACCGCGGCAGCUACAGCAGCUUCAACAACAGAUGCUUCAACUACAGCACCACCACCAACAGCAUCACCAACAGCACCUCUAACAGCAGAUACUUCAACAACAGUUUCACGUCAGCUAUAGUUGCAAGCAAGCAUUGAUUCAACAGAACUCAACAGCUUCAAUAGAACGGUCGCCACUCAAUUAACAACAGACAUCAGCAAGCACAACAUGAGUAGCAACAGCAGCUGUUACAUCAUCAACCGGUGCAGCUACACGAUCAGCUAUAAUUUAGUCAAUAAUAUCAAUUAUGAUAACUUCUAAUUUUCUCGCCAUUUAGGUAUGCCAAUAGCGCUCUAACAUUUUUUUAUUGUAUGCGAGAUUAUAAUCAUUUAAUUUUUUUCUGAGAUUUUGAUGAAUUAAUUAAAAUAAGAAAUCGGCAAUCAAGUUUUUGGUUGAACUUGUGUUGCGGUUCUCGAAUCUCAGUUUUGAAAUAAUAUAAUGAUAUUUAUGCUUUAGCUACUAUCUUAAUUUCUAGAACAUGUAUGGAAGUUGAAAAAUAAGUGAAAAUUUUUGAAAGAAAUGUUCCUUUCAACUUGGAAACGUCAUUGUGAGCAAAAUAACAUUAAUGUAAAAAUAUUAGUAGAAUCUCUUUGUGAAGAAUCUCUUCAAUAUUGUGAAGCUGUCGUGUAAACAAAGGAAAAGUUCAAUUUAAAAACAAUGUGGAGAUGUCAUCACACUGCCCUACACUCAGAGCAAUGAUUGAGGCUUUGUCCUAAGCGCGAUGCACGGGUAAUCUUGACCCAUUUUAGCCUGGCAAAUUGUGUAUCAGUGCUACCCAUGUUCCCUGCUCAAGCUGUGGGCUAAAGAGUGUCAAUAUUUGGACAAUGUCGUGUUCAUUGUCUUGAGUGAUGGUGUUAGUGCAGGAUUGUGACGCUUGUAACGCUUCUCGCUUCAGUUGCUGUCUUGGAUUGCGUUAAGUGUCAGACAGGCUCCCAAAAUUCAUCGUGUUUAUGCUUAUUGAUGCUCUUCAAAAAUUGCUUUGUACGGUUUGGUCUGUAGGAACUGACCUGCAUGGCGAUGAUCUCGGUUGCAAUCAUUGGUGACAUCUUGUUUCUCAUCACUGAAAAUGAUUUUCUUUGCUGUGUAAUAUCAUGGUAAAAUUUCUGUACAUUUUUUUUUCUUUGAAUUGUCAGUUUUUGAUUGGGUGAAUUUCUACUUUUUUCACAAUAUUCCUGAAAUUUAUUAUUAUUUUUCAACUUUUUAUGUCGUUGAGGUCAAUGUAUUCAAUCCCUACAAAAUCUCACGGAAUUUGCCAUGAUUUUUUUAGAGCAGAAAGUGUUCUGUCGUAUCCUGCAGAAAAAUAAAUUAUUUUACUUCAGACCAAUUCUAAAAAUAUGUUGUCUCACUGCCUAUGUAACAUCCUCGGCAGUUUCUUCUCAACUCGCGGUGGACUCGUCUAAAAAAUUUUGUUUAUGCUUGACUGAUGCGUAGGAAAUUCUGUGUUCCAGAUAUGUUAUGCAUUGAUACAUGUGUUUGUAUUCUUUGAAUGAACACUUAUUCAGCUAUUAACAGUUUUUCUUCAUGUGUAAUUUUGAUACGAUGCACUCUUGGGACAAAAGGAUCAUUCAUUUUUGAACUCAUCUGCUUCCUUGAGAUUAAAUUCGAUUUAAUUUCAUUUUAGUUUCUAACAGCAAUUCUCCCCCACUUUUUCUCAAAUGUUUAAACCUCU